UACACACACUUAAAGGUUCAAUCUUUAAAACAUAAUAAUUCAAAUUUCUACUAAUCUCCACUUUCCUUCUUUAAUUUCUGAGGGAUCAAAUCGUUUGAUUCAAUUAAUUCAGCAUGGGUUCAGAUGGGAACAAGAUGAAGAGCGGCGGCACGGGAUUCCCGCCGCCCCAGACCGCUCUCUGCGCCAACGGCUGCGGCUUCUUCGGCACGGCGGCGACCAUGGGGCUGUGCACCAGGUGCUUCCGGGAACUCCGCAUGAAGGAGCGGCGGCAAGAGGAUCUGGCCAAAGCUGCGGUGGAGCAGCUGGCGCUGUACUCGAGACUUCAACCCGAUUCACCGCCGUCGAGUACGUCUGCAUCGGUUGUCACGGCGGAGCAAAGCGGGAGGCAGGCGGCGCCGCCGAAUAGGUGUGACGCCUGCAAGAAGAAGGUGAGAGUGAUGGGUUUCGAGUGCAGAUGCGGGCGCACAUUUUGUGGGAUCCAUAGGUACCCGGAGAAGCAUGAUUGCACGUUUGACUUCAAAGCCCAAGGAAGAGACGCCAUAGCCAAAGCUAAUCCUAUGGUUAAGGCAGACAAAAUACAAAGGUUCUAAAAUUCCAAUAUCGUAUCAAAAUUCAAUCGACCAUACCAUAUUACCAUUUGCAAGUCGAAUGAUGUUUUCGACUAGUUGCCUAAAGUCCUAAACUAUAGUUUACAUUGAAUUGUCCUA
This is a messenger RNA of Ipomoea nil (Japanese morning glory), 707 nucleotides long. Its product is annotated as zinc finger A20 and AN1 domain-containing stress-associated protein 7-like. The transcript is spliced from 2 exons. The record is from RefSeq and is a predicted model, not a curated record. Gene Ontology annotation, biological process: proteasome-mediated ubiquitin-dependent protein catabolic process. Gene Ontology annotation, molecular function: zinc ion binding; DNA binding. Lineage: Eukaryota; Viridiplantae; Streptophyta; Magnoliopsida; Solanales; Convolvulaceae. Bases 114 to 590 code for a protein of 158 amino acids.